Messenger RNA from Leptinotarsa decemlineata (Colorado potato beetle), 790 nucleotides. RefSeq names its product mitochondrial ribosomal protein L21 (gene mRpL21). Gene Ontology annotation, cellular component: ribosome; mitochondrial large ribosomal subunit. Gene Ontology annotation, biological process: translation. Gene Ontology annotation, molecular function: RNA binding; structural constituent of ribosome. The record is from RefSeq and is a predicted model, not a curated record. NCBI's taxonomy places the organism in Eukaryota, Metazoa, Arthropoda, Insecta, Coleoptera, Chrysomelidae.
UUUCAUUUAUCACAUCACAAAAUCACAUUGAAAAUUAACCUAAAAAAAAUGGCAUUUAUCUUUAAAGAUUUAUUACCGAAAGUUUUCAGGUUCAAUUACCAAUCUCAAUAUAUUAGAAACAAAUUGAUGCCAUGUGUGUCGACAGUUGACUCUCACAAUAAAUUUUAUUCGAAUGUGCCAACACCUUAUGAAAUUAUUAAUGAUUUGAAUGAAAAAAAAUCAAAUGAGUACAUUAUUAACACUGUGAAAAAUCUCACGAAUGAUAACAAACAAGGAAGAAUUUAUGCUGUAGUGCAUGUAGCUGGCAAACAAUUCAAAAUAACAAAUGGAGAUGUAAUUGUUGUUGAAGGAUAUUGGCCUCCUGAAAUUGGCGAUAAAAUAACUUUGGAUAAAGUUUUAUUAGCGGGAUCUCAAGAUUUUACCUUAAUUGGUAGACCUAUUGUGCAGAAAGGUCUAAUUCAAGUUAAUGCCACAGUUAUAGAAAAAACCUUAUCACAUACUAAAACGCAUUUCAAGAAAAAAAGGAGGAAACAAUAUAUGAGAAUCAACUUUUACAGAAUACCUCAAACAUAUUUGAGAAUUAAUGACAUAAAAAUUGAAGCUGAAAUAAAUAAUCCAAAGGAAGUGAGAGGACUUGAUUCUGUAAUAUUAUAAGAAAAAUUUGUAAAUUAAUAUUCUGAAUUGCAAUCCAAGGUAAUUUAAAAAAAUGUAAUAUCACCCAAUAUAGUAAUAUCUUAUUUUGGUUUUCUCUUUAGAUAUAUGUAAGUGAAUAAAUAAUUCAGAAAUCAAA